AGAAAGUACGUGGUGUCGAGACCGGCAUCAAUGGCGGUACUGAUGGCACCGAUGGUCGGUGCCUACUUGCUGCUACUCAGCCCUGCCACGGCGGCUCUCUACGUGAGCACCGCCAUCAUCGGCAUCUGCACUGGGGCCAUCACGUCCAUCUCCGUGGCGACCACCACUGAGCUCUUCGGGACCAAGAACUUCGGUGUGAACCACAACAUCCUUGUCACCAACAUCCCGAUUGGGUCCUUCGUCUUCGGAUACGCCGCGGCGUUGCUCUACCGCAGCCGGCGAGGCGGCGACGGGAAGUGCAUGGGGAUGGAGUGUUAUAGCACGACGUUUGUCAUCUUGGUUCACGCCGAAGUUCUUGGUCCCGAAGAGCUCGGUGGUGGUCACCACAGAGAUGGACGUGAUGGCCCCAGUGCAGAUGCCGAUGAUGGCGGUGCUCACGUACAACAACAUCCUUGUCACCAACAUCCCGAUUGGGUCCUUCGUCUUUGGAUAUGCCGCGGCGUUGCUCUACCGCAGCCAGCGAGGCGGCGACGGGAAGUGCAUGGGGAUGGAGUGUUAUAG
Syzygium oleosum is the source of this 561-nucleotide messenger RNA. RefSeq names its product protein NUCLEAR FUSION DEFECTIVE 4-like. The record is from RefSeq and is a predicted model, not a curated record. Gene Ontology annotation, cellular component: membrane. Bases 31 to 561 code for a protein of 176 amino acids. NCBI's taxonomy places the organism in Eukaryota, Viridiplantae, Streptophyta, Magnoliopsida, Myrtales, Myrtaceae. The transcript has a single exon.